AUGAAGAGAGCCAACUGCACAGAGGUAAGAGAGUUUGUUUUCCAAGGUUUCUCCAACUUCCAAGAACACCAGCUUACACUCUUCGUUGUCUUCUUUACCCUGUAUAUCCUGACUCUGGCUGGCAAUAUCAUCAUUGUGACCAUUAUCCGUAUUGACCACCGCCUUCACACCCCCAUAAAGACAAAUGGGAUGUGCAUGUAUUUCUUCUUAAGUGUUCUCUCCACCUCAGAGACUUUCUAUUCUCUGGUCAUCAUCCCACGCAUGCUUGGCAGCCUUGUGGGCCUGAGCCAAUCCAUCUCCCUGGAGUGCUGUGGGACACAGUUAUUUUUUUUCCUUGGCUUUGCAAUCACCAACUGUCUCCUGCUAGCAGUCAUGGGCUAUGAUCGCUAUGUGGCCAUCUGCAACCCACUUCGCUAUAGCAUCAUCAUGAAUUGGAGGGUGUGUAUUAUCCUGGCAUCUUCAGUCUGUGCCACAGGGUUCUUGCUGUCACUAGUUCAGGCCGUGGCCAUAUUCAGGCUGCCCUUUUGCUACUCACUUAUUGAACAUUUCUUCUGUGAUGUCCGACCUAUUUUGGAUCUGGCCUGUGCAGUGCCAAUCUUCAAUGAGAUCUUGACAUUAAUUCUCAGCCUCCUGGCCAUCACAGCCCCUGCCACUUUCCUAUUUGUCUCCUACGUCCUCAUUAUUUCUACAAUUCUCAAGAUUGCCUCAGCUGAAGGCCGGAAAAAAACUUUUGCAACCUGUGCCUCCCACCUCACCGUGGUUGUGAUUCAUUAUGGGUGUGCCUCUAUUGCCUACUUCAAACCCAAGUCAGAGAAUACCAAGGAGCAAGACCAGCUGGUCUCGGUGACUUACACUGUCAUAACACCUCUGCUGAACCCUGUUGUGUAUAGUCUGAGAAACAAAGAAGUCCAGGAUGCUCUGAGGAAAGUGCUGGGUAGGAAAUCCCUAUCAUAG
Messenger RNA from Psammomys obesus (fat sand rat), 954 nucleotides. RefSeq names its product olfactory receptor 10J1-like. Gene Ontology annotation, biological process: G protein-coupled receptor signaling pathway. The record is from RefSeq and is a predicted model, not a curated record. Bases 1 to 954 code for a protein of 317 amino acids. Gene Ontology annotation, molecular function: olfactory receptor activity; G protein-coupled receptor activity. Gene Ontology annotation, cellular component: membrane. The transcript has 2 exons. Lineage: Eukaryota; Metazoa; Chordata; Mammalia; Rodentia; Muridae.